AUGGCUGUGAUAUAUUUACAAAUUAAUGGAAAGUCUGAUCCUAUUACUGCUCAUGAGGCUGCAAGGAUUGGUUUAGGGUCGGUGAGUCUACAAAAAUGGGUUGAUAGGCCUCCUCCGUCCCUCGUUCGUGUUUUGGUCUCGGAUGGUCUUCCAGUUAUGUGUGCUUUGAAUGACCUUUUUCCAACUGGGUUUUUAUAUAAAUAA
Prunus armeniaca (apricot) is the source of this 204-nucleotide messenger RNA. The record is from the annotation of a GenBank genome assembly. NCBI's taxonomy places the organism in Eukaryota, Viridiplantae, Streptophyta, Magnoliopsida, Rosales, Rosaceae.